Candoia aspera is the source of this 1098-nucleotide messenger RNA. It is a transcript of the gene CFD, whose product is annotated as complement factor D. The record is from RefSeq and is a predicted model, not a curated record. The coding region runs from base 96 to 869 and encodes 257 amino acids. The transcript is spliced from 5 exons. Gene Ontology annotation, biological process: proteolysis. Gene Ontology annotation, molecular function: serine-type endopeptidase activity. NCBI's taxonomy places the organism in Eukaryota, Metazoa, Chordata, Lepidosauria, Squamata, Candoiidae.
CCAGGAAAUGUGAAGUUGGGCCGUGCUGGGUUUCAUAGCAGCGUAACAGACACACUAGAUCUGAGGAAAGGAUAGCUCGCAGUCCUAAGCUGAAGAUGGCCGGUUCCUCCUCCUGGAUCUUAAUUAUUUUCUUGGGCAUCUUCUCUGUAUCUGCGAAUGGUCCCAGGGGCCGUAUCCUGGGGGGAAUUGAGAGUACCCCCCAUCAGAGGCCCUACAUGGCAUCUCUGCAGGAGGAUGGGACACACCUCUGCGGAGGGUUCCUGAUUGCCCCUCAGUGGGUGCUGAGCGCGGCCCAUUGUCUGGAGGAUACGAAAAAUGGGACAUUCCAGGUCCUCCUGGGAGCCCAUUCUCUCUCAGAAUCCGAACCAAACAAGCGUCUGUAUGGGGUCCGUCGGCUCAUUCCUCACCCAGGGAGCAGCGAAGACACCAUUCUCCAUGAUCUCUUGCUUGUCCAGCUUGAAGAGCCAGUGGCCCUUGGCCCACACGUGCAGAUCGUGGCUUACCAGACUGCAAACAAUGAUGUUCCCGAACAAACUCUGUGUGAAGUGGCCGGCUGGGGCAUUAUCAGCAAUACGGGAAAGAAAACGGACAAGCUGCAGUUUGUGCAACUCAGCAUCAUCGGGCGAGGUCGAUGCAACAUGAGGAGAUUCCAUGAUGGCAGUGUGACGGAGAACAUGAUGUGCGCUGAAUCCAGGAAGAAAGAUUCCUGCAAGGGAGAUUCUGGUGGACCUAUUGUUUGCAAUGGCACUGUUGAAGGCAUCGUGACCACUGGCUCCACUGUGUGCGGCAACUGGAUGAAACCUGGCAUUUAUACCCGGACCGCUCCCUACGUCUCAUGGAUCACCAGCACCAUGGCCUCCCACAGUUAAGUCGAAUGAGAGAUUGCCUGGUAUCUCUCAGCACCAAGGCUUCAAGAUGCAAAAGGGGAUGGAGAAUUCUCCCAAGAGCUUCAGAAAGGAAUUCUCUUCUCAUAAGUAAUUAUAGAAUAUGGAGCUUUUUUCUUUUUUUUUAUCAAGAGGUACCAAAACAUCAACCAGCACUGCUCACCAAGGAAUGUUGCCAGUUUGUAAAGGAAAAAAUAAUUAAGUGGAAAGCAAA